Pneumocystis jirovecii RU7 is the source of this 2214-nucleotide messenger RNA. RefSeq lists its product as uncharacterized. Gene Ontology annotation, molecular function: RNA binding; protein binding. Gene Ontology annotation, cellular component: t-UTP complex; small-subunit processome; 90S preribosome. Gene Ontology annotation, biological process: maturation of SSU-rRNA from tricistronic rRNA transcript (SSU-rRNA, 5.8S rRNA, LSU-rRNA). NCBI's taxonomy places the organism in Eukaryota, Fungi, Ascomycota, Pneumocystomycetes, Pneumocystales, Pneumocystaceae. The record is from RefSeq and is a predicted model, not a curated record. The transcript is spliced from 4 exons. Bases 1 to 2214 code for a protein of 737 amino acids.
AUGAAUAUUCAUCGAUGUCGUUUUGUUGAUUACAAUGCAUCAUCAAUAACAUUUAUUUGUUUUUCUCACGAUUCAUCUUUAAAUACAACACCUAAAUCACUUCGUUGUGCUGUUGGACGUGCAAAUGGUGAUCUUGAAAUAUGGAAUCCUCAAGAACAUUGGACUCAUGAAAUAACAUUUCGUGGUGGAAUAAAUAGAUCCAUUGAAGGAAUUUCAUGGGUUACUACUCAAAAAUCUUCAAGGCUUUUUACUAUUGGAUACUCUACUUUUAUUACUGAAUGGAAUUUAGAAAAAUUAAUUCCUUUAAAUCAUUUGGAUGUGAAUUCUGGUGCCAUAUGGAGUAUAUCUGUAUCUCCAUCUAAAGACAAGCUUGCAGUAGGCUGUGAUAAUGGUAAUGUAGCAAUCGUUAAUAUAUCUGGAGGAAAAGGAAUUAUGGAGCAUUUAUAUAUUUUAGCUUGUCAAAAUUCCAAAAUUUUAUCACUUUCAUGGGACCAAACAUUUCAUAUUAUAGCUGGUUGUUCUGAUAGUUCUAUUCGAAUUUGGGAUUCUUGUAGUUCUCAUGGCAGUAUUAUUGCUCGAAUGAGUGUUGAUAAAAUAGGAAAAGAUGAUACUUUAGUAUGGACAAUAGAAGUUUUAAAAAGUGGAGUUAUUGUAACAGGUGAUUCUACAGGAUCUGUUAAAUUCUGGGAUCAAAAGUACUAUACAUUACUUCAAUCGUUUAAAACUCAUACAGCAGAUAUCUUGUGUUUAGCCUCUAAUAAAGCAGGAGAUAUUCUAUUUUCUACCGGAGUGGAUCGUAAAACAGUUUUAUAUCGUGUUGUAAAUAAAGAAACUCAGCAAUGGGCAGAUCUUGCUAGUAGGAAAUUUCACAAGCAUGAUGUUCGUGCUAUGGCUUUAUAUGAAUCUAAAGAUAUUGAUAUUCUUGUAACAGGAGGAGUUGAUAUGGCAUUAACGAUUAUACCAGUUAUAAAAUUUAUGACUCAAGCUCAUAGAACUAUCCAACCUGUUCCUCAGAAGCCAAUUAUGAGUUUUUCCACUUCUCGAAUAAUGAUAAAUUGGAGUGAUCAUCAGGUAAAAUUAUGGAGAAUUAAUGAAAUACAUUUAAAUUCAAAUAAUGAUAUUAUUCUUUCUGAAAGUAUUAAAAAAAAACAUCUAUUACUUAAGAUGAGAAUAAAUACAGAAGAAAAUAUUAAUGUUGCUACUAUAUCUAAAGAUGGAAAUUAUAUCGCUGUUGGGACAUUGUGUACAGUAAAGCUAUUUAAAUUAAAUUAUGAUCCAAAUUCUUGUAUAAAAGUUAAAAAACUUCAAAUUCGUGGUCUAGAUUCUAUUGGUGCAACUGUUUUAUUAUUCGAUCAAGCAAGAUCAAAUCUCAUUAUUGCAUAUUUAGAUAAAGUUUAUUUUUUAAAUUUACAAUUAUUAAAAUGUAUAGCUACUAUUACAAAACCGGAAAAAGAAAAAAUGGAUAUUAUUGAAUAUUCAAAUGUUAUUAAACUUAUAGCACUUUCAACAGAUUCUAAAUAUUUUGCUACAUACAGUUUUUCACAUGACAUAUAUAUAUAUGAUCUUGAAAGUUUCGUUAUGACUUCGCACCUUCCACGACUUUCAUCAUCAGUUGUUGUCAUUUCGUUUUGUUCUUUUAUUUCGUCUCUUAUAGUUGUGACAAUUGAUAAUUUAAUAUUUGAUUUCAAUAUUAAAACAGGAAAAUUGGGAGAUUGGUCAAAAAAAAACUCCGCUGAUUUACCUACUGAACUUUUAAGAUUAAAAGAUAAUUGUAUUGGAGUUUCAUUUGACUGUGGCAUUGAGUCUCGGAUGUGGUUGUGGGGAUCAAGUUGGAUAGGAUUUAUUGAUUUAAGUGUAGAAAUGCUCAAAAAAAAAGUAAAUAAGCGCAAAUUGGAAAACGAAAAUAAACUUUUUCAACCUAUUCAUCAGAUAUCAAGUAAGGAACGUAUUAUAGUACAACCAGCAUUUUGGAAUGAAAAAAAAUGUUAUAUAAAGUCAUCUGAUAUUAUUACUUUAAAAACUAUAGAAGAGUCUAUGGAUGUUGAAAAUAAAGGAAAAAGAAUGCAUUUUUGGAUUACAUAUAGAUAUAGGUCAUUAUUAUUAGUGGGUUGUUUAAAUAAGAAUGAAUUAUUAAUUGUAGAAAGACCUCUUAUUGAUAUGCUUAUUGAUAAAGGAAUACCUCCGCCUUAUUAUAAGCAUUUGUAUGGGACAUAA